Molecule: messenger RNA, 5418 nt
Organism: Harmonia axyridis
Lineage: Eukaryota; Metazoa; Arthropoda; Insecta; Coleoptera; Coccinellidae
Gene: Blimp-1
Exons: 9
Coding region: 341-3649 (1102 amino acids)
Biological process (GO): cell fate commitment; regulation of transcription by RNA polymerase II
Cellular component (GO): cytoplasm; nucleus
Molecular function (GO): DNA-binding transcription repressor activity, RNA polymerase II-specific; histone deacetylase binding; RNA polymerase II cis-regulatory region sequence-specific DNA binding
Source: RefSeq, a predicted model, not a curated record
CAAGUUUACCAACGCAAUACUACCCAUCGUUAGUAUCGUCAAGACAUCGAAGGAGGCUAAACUACAAUCGAUAUGUCUGACAUCUGUAAAGACAUGCGGUAGCGAUUCAUCCCUAGUUUGACAAGUGAUACCAACAAAGUGAAAGAAAAAACUUUCGAACAAUUUUGUGAUACACCAUUUUAUUUUGUGUUUAUUGGAUAUACUUUUACGUGUUGUGUUUCGUGCCAAAAAAACUGCCAAAAUUUUUUGGAUACCUUGGAUAUUAUACACACCCCCAAAGGAGUGCCACGAAGGACUUAAAUGCCUUGAAGAGAAGCUACAAUCUGCACAGGCUUCAAAGAUGCGAUUGGACGCAAUGGACGGUAGUGAAGUUCACUGCUCUGAUGAGUUGGACAUCCGUAAUAUUCAUGAGGAAGAUUUCGAGAAAUAUGUUACUUUCAUAGUCCCUGAUGUGGACGUAGAUCCAAAUGCUCCUGACAAGGCUAUUGCAUCUCUUCCUAGGAAUUUGAUAUUGAGAACAUCGCAAGUAUCGGAUGAAAAUUGUAAUGGCGUGAUAAGUACAGGAUAUAUUCCUCGUGGAACGAGGUUUGGUCCCCUCAAAGGACGAAGCUAUAGCAAAUUCAAGAUACCGCAAACUGCAAAUAAGAAAUUUUUUUGGAGGGUUCAAGAAGGCGAGAUUUACAGAGACUACUAUGGUGAAAAGGUAUACGAAACAAGAGCAAAAUUCCAUUAUAUCGAUGCUUCUGACAUUUCUAUGGCUAAUUGGAUGAGAUUCGUCAACCCAGCUACAACAUUUGAUGAACAAAAUCUGAUUGCCUGCCAAUACAAAAUGGAAAUAUAUUUCUAUGCGAUUAAACCAAUUAAGCCUAACGAUGAACUCUUGGUAUGGUACUGCAGGGAGUUCGCAGAUAGGCUAAACUAUCCUUCUACCGGAGAUCAGAUGGUCGUUAGGAUUCAUCAAGCGAAUAAUCACCAUCUAACUUUCUACGAUCCAAUGAUUGUGGUCGACCGUUCAGGAAGAACACGAAAAAUCCAUCCCUUAGAAACCCCCAGGUAUAGUCAGGACAAUGGAGCUCAUUCUCAUAUAGUUAACUUGCCGCAUGAAGACAGCGAAACAAACAUGACGGUUGAUAACGACGAGGAGGAAACCGCCUGUGACCUUAGCCAGCCUUUCACCGAGUCUGCAAUAGUUGAUCAACGACAAAGUAAAGGAUUAAGUCCACUCCUUCAUUUUUCUGAUGCAGUGCCUAUCAGUCAACACUACGCAGAUUCACGUUCGUUGUCUGAACCUCACGUAGAAGAUUUAUCUGUUAACCAACAUCAUACAGAUACCAGUUCCAGUUGCACGAUCGUGAAAGACAUGUCUGUUAAUCAUCAGCACAUUGAGGUGGCGACUCCUCGAAUGAAAGCGAUUAUUGUAAACACUUCAGACACUGUAACCAAAGAAGGAGCCUCAUAUGAUCGACAGCUGACACCACCAGAACUUGUCGAUGGUAGUGUUGGAUCUGACGAAGGGUAUCAUAGCAAUGAGUACCAGGAAAGGGGAGAGUCUCCCCCGGAAGAGUCAUGUGAUUCGGAUAGUGAGAACAACUAUGUACUUGACUUCAGUACGAAACCUGCUACUGCAGAGGCAGCAGUCAUUCAGCCUGUUUCGCCCGAAGAACCAAAAAACGAGUUUAGAAAGGUCAAAAUUAAAAUUUCUAAAGCUUAUAACUAUAAGUCCAGUACGAAACCUGCAGAAGACGAACCGAUCAAUACCCACAAAGACGAUUCUACGAUAGUACCUGAAGUCAAUAGCACACAGUCGACUACCAGAAUAGUGAGUCCUCCUAGCGUUAUAGUUUAUGACCAUCCCCCUCAUGAAGUUCCUAUGACGAAGUACUGUGAAGCAGAACUCAAGCCACUUAGUGUGGUUGCUUCACGCUACUCGCCUACAACCCCUAGUAUCUUAGAGAACAUCCUCUCGAACAACAGAACCGACUCAAAUAACAACGAGAGUGCUGAAAAAUCUACGGCGUCGACUUCCCAGACCGAGAUGGCAUAUUCUUAUAAGAAGAGUCAAAGAUACUGCGCUGUCAGCCCCGAUUCUAGUACCAGCGUGGUCCCUUCGCGAGUUCCUCCUAAGAGAUCUAUAAGUCCCUUGCUGACGAAGGUAACCUCCAGCUCUUCUCCGGAGUGUCAACUUCAACUUCCUGGAUAUUCAGGAGAGUGCCGUAACGGCUCACCUCCAAAUUUCUACACAUUAUACAACUCGCCGCCUUUGGUACAUAGCACCAUGUCCUCGCGUUCCCCGCCUUACUCCCCUCCGUCUUCAACCAACGGGUUCAUACCCAACCAACACCCAAAUAACGGCAAUCUGAUACUGCCGGGGCAGCACCUUAUGAACGCCAACAUAAACCAUCAUCUCCUAACUCCUCUGACGCCUAUUCAGCUUCAUAACGACAGAACGUCACCGACUUCAUCCAAAUGUUCAGACAUGUCGGAUCCUCUGAGUCCGAACUCAGCGCAAUCCAGAGGUUACAAAAGCCUAGGAUAUCCUCUGAGAAAGAAAGAUGGAAAAAUGCACUACGAAUGUAACGUUUGCAGUAAAACUUUCGGUCAGCUUUCCAAUCUGAAGGUUCACCUUAGGACACACAGUGGGGAAAGGCCAUUCAAGUGUAAUGUCUGCACCAAGUCCUUCACGCAAUUGGCUCAUCUUCAAAAACAUCAUUUGGUACAUACUGGAGAGAGGCCGCACGAGUGUAACAUCUGUAAGAAAAGGUUUUCGUCCACAUCCAAUCUCAAGACUCACAUGAGGUUACAUAGUGGGACCAAGCCGUACCACUGCGAGCACUGUCCGGCCAAAUUUACGCAGUUUGUACAUUUAAAACUUCACAAGAGAUUACAUACGAAUGAGAGACCUUAUAUUUGCGCCGCAUGUAACAAGAACUACAUAAGUGCUUCUGGGUUAAGGACACAUUGGAAAUCGACCAACUGCGUUCCUCAGUCUAGGGAGACGGACAUGGAGGUGGACACUUUCCACAAAGUGGAGAACUUGGAUAGACAUACAGGACUAACCGUUGAUGGUGACGAACUCGCUGAAAAUCACAAAGAAUCCUAUGAGGUCUCCAGUAACCAAACGACACAUAUUGUGAGCCAAAUUUUGAAUCCUGGACUCUCAAGGCCUCAAGUUGUUAGCCCCUUAUCAGAAUCCUCAAACAACAAGGAAAUGGAUCACGAUUCUAUUGAGACUGCCGAAUUUCGAAAAUCCCCGCAAACUUACUUCAUGGAAUUUGUGGAUUCGAAAAAAGACCACCACCAUGAAGAGAAAGAGUCCCAUAAGUCCACUAAAAUGCAUUUCCUGGAAUCGGUGGAUUAUAAGAUGGAACAAGAAAAUGAGAUCAAAACUAUCGAAUUCUGUAAAUCGCAACAGAUCCGUUUGCUGGAUUCUAUGAACCCUAAGAGGGAAUAUCGUACAGAGAUCAAAGCGAUGGAGUUCCACAAGUCUCAACAGAUUCAUAUAGGGCACACGGUCUUGCACAGUGGCUUCUCCAGAUCCAUUUCCAUGCAGCAGAACCACCACCACCAUCAUCAUCAUCAUCAUGGGGGCGCAGAAACACGCCCUAGCGUGAUUUCAAGCUCCCCCCUCCACAUCAUCGAAUGUACCUAAGAGUCUGCUCAUUUGUAGUUUUAGUUCUUGUUGAGUUUUUGAUAAUUUAUUUUAGUUAUUAGAACUGAUGUUUCAUCUUUAUUGAUUAUACGUUCAAAUUUCUGAAGAUACUCAUGUUUAUUAGACUUAUUUAUUUAUUUUUUUGUUUUUUUCUGAUAUAAAUGAGGCUGUGUUGCAGUUGAGGUGACCUCGAAACUGAUAGAUGGGUUGUUUCAAUACUUUCAAAUACUGAUAUAAGAUAGAAAUUAGGAGCGUAUUUUUCUUUAUUAUGAGUCAAAAAUUUUGUUUUCCGUUGAAGGUUGUUUUAGGGACGUAAUCCUGACGGGAAAGAUUUAUAAGAAAUGGUCGAGUUGUUGACUUUUUUAGACUGAUUUUAAAAUAAAAGCAAUAUAUAAAAUUAUGAAAAGUACUGCGAUUAGAAUGUUGAAUUUACAAGUUUUUAUAUACGUGCUCGAAAAUAAUGCUAAGAUUUUCGUCCAGUAUCCAUAAUGAGUGAGAAAUUGAAGUUUAUUUGAAAAAUUUUCAGUUAAUUCAGGUUUAUUGAAAAGAGAACAAUCGAUUCCUUUUCACAUAAUUUUUGCAGUUGAUUCUGUACUGAUAUUUACAAUGAACUUCUUAACGUCAAUGAAAUAAGCAAGUAUAAGCAAUAAUGUAAAUUGAACGAUUGUUUUAGGAUUUUUCCAAAGAUUUUAAUUUGAUGAAUAAUUCACCCAUCCAGUGAUUCAUUGAUUUUAGUAUUUAUGAAUUAGUUGAAAUUCUGUUUGUCUGUGAUGUUAUUUUUAAAAUUAUUAUUUUAUAUAUGGUUCACUGGAAACAGCUUAUCACUUUAUUGAUACUUGGGAUUAUCUCAUUAUAGUUUCUGGAUGGAAUUUCUAAUUCAAUAAAAACCAUAAUAUGUAACAGCAUAUAGAAAAAUAUAAUGUGCGAUAUUUUCUGUCUGGCUCAGUGUAAAACAGUGAAUUUAUAAAAUAAAAGAUAUUUAUAUAUGUAUAUGGUGCUUGUAAAUCUAAAUGUAUAAGAAUUUUAUUGGAAAUUAACAGUGAAGAUAAUUCGUCUGCUUGUGAAAUCAGUAUUACUGACUAAGUUCAAAUCGUACAUUGUUCUGUUUCCAUUUGUAAAAAUCUCAUGCACUUGCUAUAAUUAUAUAUUAUAUAAUGUAUAUUAUUAUAUAAUGAUAUAAUUUUUCUUUUGUACAGUUAGGUACCUACAGAUGUUUUAUUGAUAUGAAUUGUAUAAAUUUUGAUCAUCUUGGUAUUUUCUUGCCGUUGUACAUAAAUUUAUUUCGAGCAUUAUUCUAACAAGAAUGGAUCGUUCGUUAUCUAUUUCCAUAUGAGAAAUGUGGAUAUUGGUUCAAAGUGUUAAUUUCAAUAUAUCAUUGAAGGGUUUAAGUACUGUGAGGUGCUCUAAAGAAAGAUAUUUUUAUAAGACGAAAUAGAUAUGGCAUAUUUUCACAAUUUAGUUCGAUAAGUAAGAUAUUCAAAGAUUAGUUAUCAUGUCCCACAAAUUUUAUCCCUGUUGAAUAUAAUAGCUUAUUUUGUUCUUGUCUAUUCUAAUACUUGUCGUUGUGUCAUGAAUUACCACAAAGUUGGGUGGGUACCUCAAAUUAAAAAAAAAUCUUAGAUUGACUUCUUUUCUGUUUCCUUUCAAAUCUUCAAUAUUGUUAUUUAUUUUUUUCGUCAUUGACUUCAACCGUUUAAAUGUUUUGAAAAUACUUUGAUAAGAUAUGCAUGUAAAAAUGUUCAUAUGACUAUUAAAAAUGUCAGAAGUUA